GGCAGGGGGACGUGGCACGGGGAUGGAGAACGUGGGACAGAGGGACACGAUGCUGGAGGGCAGAAGCACACGCUGUGUCAUCCUCCUGGAACCACAGCAGCACUGGGGCCACCUCGCAGCCCCUCCGCGCACUGACAGCCGUAUGGCCACUCCAGAGCGGCCCCGCGGGUUUGGCUGCUCUGCAGAGCUGCAUCCCAGCGCUGCCCGGCACUGCAGCAGCUCCGUGCGCCAACGCUCCAACCCUCAGCACCGCGCAGUGUGGGCGGGGGGAGGGAAAAAAGAAAGUGAUGAGUAGGGAGGAUGCGAUGCGCAGGACAGCGGGCUGUCAAGGUCAGCACACGGGGACCCCGCAGCCCAACGUGCAGCAGCUGCGGCCCCACCACCAGCCCACCUCCAGGGUCCCCCGGCAGGGUGUUGAGUGGCUGGGAUGAGACAUGAGACCGCAUAGAUGGGGUGGUCAGAGAGUGCUGACUGGCUGAGGAGACGGCAAGGCACCAGAUCGAGUGGUCCCCGGGUGCUGGUGGAGUGGGUGCUCUUUGGGUACCAAUACUGGGUGCUCCACGAGUUCAGAUACUGGGUGCUGGCAUUAGGUACGUGUGGAUACCAACACUGGGUGCUCCAUGGGUGCUGACAUUGGGUGCUGACAUUGUACAUGUGGAUGCCAACACUGAGUGCUGUCGUUGGGCGUUGGCACUGUGCUCCAUGGAUGUCAGCACUGGCUGCUCAAUGGAUGCCCACACCAGGUGCUCCAUGGACUCCAGCACUGGAUGCCCCAUGUGCCAGUUGCUCAAGCAAGAGGGUGAUGGCUGCACCGUGGGUUUCUCUCCUGGUUCCUACCCCCCUGCUCACCCGAAGACAACCGUAGAGCAGCCCACACCCUACACCCCACAGCGCUGCCCAGGGUCCCGUCCCAAAGGAUGGGGGCCCCAUUGCAGUGCAGAUCCUCCAGCACAGAAGAGCUCUCGACCCCUACCUGAGGUAGAGAUGAGGCCCCGUGGGAGCCUAUGGCCUCGUGGGGCGGCCCCACUCCCUCCCGUGGGGUUCCCAUCGUCUCCUCAGGGUCCCUCUUCCACCUUGAGGCCCGGCUCCCGGACCCCCCACCCAACGCCUUCAGGGCUGCGGCUGCUCGAGGCGGUGCCGCUGCCGGUGCCCGUCACCGACCCCGUGCCGGUGGAGAGGCGGGGCGGCCCCGACAGCCCCUAUAAAGCCGGCGGCGGCGGCAGUGGUGCCGCAGUGAGGGCGGGGGCCACCAUGAGCCUGGUGCUGGAGGCCUUGUUGGUCCCCCCGGGGGGGCUCCGCAAGGAGUCUUCUCGCUUCGCUCCGCGCUCCGCCGCCUCUUCCAGCGGCUUCCACUCAUGGCCGGGACCCCCGGCUCCGGCGGGGAGAGCGCGGGGAGGCGGCGGGGGCAGCGCGGCCGCUUCCUCCACCGAGAGCCUGGAUUCGCUGAACGGCGAACCGCGGGCACGUAACGAGAAGGAGGAGCUGCAGCACCUCAAUGACCGCCUGGCCAGUUACAUCGAGCGGGUGCGGGCGCUGGAGCAGCAGAACCGGGCGCUGGCGGCGGAGGCGGCGGCGCUGCGGCAGCAGCAGGCGGGGCGCUCGGCCAUGGGCGAGCUGUACGCCCGGGAGCUGCGCGACAUGAGGGGGGCAUUGGUGCGUCUGGGGGCCGAGAAGGGGCAGCUGCGGCUGGAGAGGGCCCGCCUGGCGGAGGACGUGGCCGCGCUGCGGGGCAGGCUGGAGGAGGAGGCGCGGCAGCGCGCCGAGCUGGAGGCGGCGGCCCGCGGGCUGGCCCAGCGCUCUGCGCAGGAGGAGAGGGCCCGGGGGCCGCUGGCGGAGCGAGCCCGAGCGCUGCGAGAGGAAGCGGAGCUGCUGCGGAAACAGCACCAAGAAGAGGUGGGCGCGUUGCUGCGCGGGGCCCGCGCCGAGCUGCCCGCAGAGCCCCCCGCCUCGCUGCGGCCCGGGGUCACCGCCGCGCUGCGCGACCUGCGGGAGCAGCUGGAGGGCACGGCGGCGCGCAGCACGCUGCAGGCCGAGGAGUGGUUCCGCGUGAGGCUGGACAAGCUCUCUGAAGUUGCCAAGGUGAACACAGACGCCAUGCGUGUGGCCCAGGAGGAGAUCUCUGAGUACCGCCGCCAGCUCCAGUCCAAGACCACCGAGCUGGAAGCCCUCAAAGGGACACAGGAGUCACUGGAGAGGCAGAGGCAGGACUCAGAGGAACGCCAUCAUGCAGAUGUCCUCUCCUAUCAGGAAACCAUCCAGCAGCUUGACAAUGAGCUGAGAAACACCAAGUGGGAGAUGGCAGCUCAGCUCCGCGAGUACCAGGAUCUGCUCAACGUCAAAAUGGCCCUAGACAUUGAAAUUGCUGCCUAUAGAAAGCUCUUGGAAGGAGAGGAGUAUAGGAUUGAGACCGGCUUUGGAAUGGUCUCCUACCCUGAAGUGGUCCCCAAGGCUCCCAGCAUCGCUGCCAACAUCAAGGUGAAGAGUGAAGAGAAAAUCAAGGUGGUGGAGAAAUCUGAGAAGGAGACGGUGAUUGUAGAGGAGCAGACAGAGGAAAUCCAAGUGACUGAAGAGGUAACUGAGGAGGAGGAGACUGAGAAGGAAGCUGAAGAGGAGAAAGCUGAAGAAGAGAAGGAAGAGGAGAAAGCUGAAGAAGAGAAGGAAGAGGAGAAAGCUGAAGGUGAAGAAGAAGCCAAGUCUCCUGAAAAAGAAGAGGCCAAAUCCCCAGAGAAACCCGAGUCCCCCACAAAGGAGGAGGCCAAGAGCCCAGCAGUCAAGUCCCCAGAAAAGCCCUCAACACCCGCAAAGGAGGAGGCCAAGAGCCCAGCUGUUAAGUCUCCAGAGAAACCUGCAACCCCCUCAAAAGAAGAGGCCAAGUCCCCAGCUGUCAAGUCCCCAGAAAAGCCCUCAACACCCUCAAAGGAAGAGGCCAAGUCCCCAGCUGUCAAGUCUCCAGAGAAACCCGUGAUCCCAGCUGUCAAAUCCCCAGAAAAACCCCCAGUGCCCUCAAAAGAGGAGGCUAAGAGCCCACCUGCCAAGUCCCCAGAAAAACCUACAGCACCCUUAAAAGAGGAGGCAAAGACCCCAAGUGUGAAGUCCCCAGAAAAGCCACCAACCCCCACAAAGGAGGAGAUCAAGCCUCCACCUGUUAAAUCUCCAGAAAAGCCACCCACCUCCUUGAAGGAGGAGGCCAAGAGCCCAGCUGUCAAGUCUCCAGAAAAGCCACCAACCCCCUCAAAGGAGGAAGCCAAGAGCCCAGCAGUCAAGUCCCCAGAGAAACCCACACCUCCUUCAAAAGAGGAGGCCAAGAGCCCAGCUGCCAAAUCCCCAGAGAAACCCGUGUCUCCCCCAAAGGAGGAGGCCAAGACCCCGACUGUGAAGUCCCCAGAAAAAGCCAAAUCUCCGCUGAAGGAGGAAGCCAAGUCCCCGCAGAAGGAAGUGGCCCCAGCCAAGGAGCCCGUCCCCUCCCCUCCAAAGGAGCCAAAGGCCCCAGCAAAGGAAGAGCAGCCCAAGGAGGAGAAGGCUCCCAUCAAGCCUACAGCAGAGGGCAGGAAGGAUGAGGCUCCCAAGAAGGAUGCCCCAGCCAAGGUGGAGGAGAAGCCCAAAGAGAAGGCAGCUGCUGGGCCAGAGCCUCCAGCCCCACAGGUGAAAGAGACCAAGACUGCCUCCAAACCUGCAGAAGAAGGGAAAGCUGAGAAGGAUGCUCAACCAAAGCCCCAGCAGGAGGCUGGCAAAGCAGCUGUGAAGGAGCCAGAGAAGCCUAAGGCUGAGGGAAAGGUGGAGGAACCAAAGAAAACGGUGGAGGAACCAAAGAAGGAGAAGGUGGAAGACCCCAAAUCCAAACCCAAAGAUGACUCCAAAGCCAGUAAAGAGCCCCCCAAAGCUGAGAAGCCCCCCAGCAAGGAGGGCAAAGCCCCAGAGCCAGCACCUGCUGUGGGAAAGAAAUGAGCAGAGCUCCUCUGGGAGCUGGAGCUGCUCCGCUCCCCUCCAAAGUGUGAGACGGGGACGGUCCCCACGCUGGGUCCCCCCCAGGCAGGCCUUACCUUAGCAAUAUGUUUGUGAGAGACACAGCCCCUCGCUGCCCCACGCCAGUGGUAUGUUCCGAUCGCUUCAGUAGCAGAAUGUGAUAUAUGCAGAGCGCCCACAUUUAACACUUGAAUUAUAAGGAGGAGAACAGAUCCCAGGGGAACCGACUGCCCUUCUCCAAUAAGUGCAUUUAUUUAUUGUAUGUGCAAUGGAUGGACAAGUGUAACUCAGCUCUAGCUGCUUGGGAUGCGUGCUGUGGGCUGGCUGGCAGUCCUUCCCUCUAUGGGGUGAUGAGCGUCCCCCUGGGUAGUGACCCCAGCUGUAGCUGUGGCUUUGGGGGAAGAGGUUAAGCACUGCAGGAAUGCUCACGGAAAUACAAAGUGCACUAGGAAACACGAGUCCACUGUCAAUUGCUUCUGUGCAAUAACCAAAUAAAGUGCUUACAGAGACACA
Molecule: messenger RNA, 4476 nt
Organism: Coturnix japonica (Japanese quail)
Lineage: Eukaryota; Metazoa; Chordata; Aves; Galliformes; Phasianidae
Gene: NEFH
Product: neurofilament heavy chain
Biological process (GO): axon development; intermediate filament bundle assembly
Cellular component (GO): neurofilament; axon
Molecular function (GO): structural constituent of postsynaptic intermediate filament cytoskeleton
Source: RefSeq, a predicted model, not a curated record